Messenger RNA from Salarias fasciatus (jewelled blenny), 1983 nucleotides. RefSeq names its product RAB3C, member RAS oncogene family (gene rab3c). Gene Ontology annotation, molecular function: GTP binding; GTPase activity. The transcript is spliced from 5 exons. The record is from RefSeq and is a predicted model, not a curated record. The coding region runs from base 201 to 860 and encodes 219 amino acids. NCBI's taxonomy places the organism in Eukaryota, Metazoa, Chordata, Actinopteri, Blenniiformes, Blenniidae.
UGCUCAACUCACGCGAGCCAGCCUUCGUCAGCUCCGGGGCGCGUGCCAGUCUCGAGGCGGAGGGGACAGCUCCCAGGUGCUGAAACUGUGCCGGCGCAGCCAAAAGAGAGACGCGGAGAAGGCGAUAGACUCUCCCGUUAGAGCCCGUAUCCUGCACCACUGAGGCAGAUACUGAUAGAAAGCCGAGGCCUUCAAAACAGAUGGCUGCCACUCAGGAUAUGAAAGGGAAGGGAGAGGGAGGGGACCAAAAUUUUGACUACAUGUUCAAGCUGCUGAUCAUCGGCAACAGCAGCGUGGGCAAAACGUCAUUCCUGUUCCGCUACGCCGAUGAUGCCUUCACUUCAGCUUUUGUCAGCACGGUGGGCAUCGACUUCAAAGUGAAGACUGUCUACAAGAAUGACAAGAGGAUCAAACUGCAGAUCUGGGACACAGCAGGCCAGGAGCGCUACAGGACGAUCACCACAGCUUACUACCGCGGGGCCAUGGGCUUCAUCCUCAUGUACGACAUCACCAAUGAGGAGUCCUUCGGCGCUGUGCAGGACUGGUCAACCCAAAUAAAGACCUACUCCUGGGAUAACGCUCAGGUGGUGCUGGCUGGGAAUAAGUGUGAUAUGGACGAAGAGCGAGUGGUGUCCGUGGACAGCGGCAGGCUGCUGGCAGAACAGCUGGGUUUUGAGUUCUUUGAGACGAGCGCCAAGGACAACAUCAAUGUGAAGCAGACCUUUGAACGUCUGGUCGACCUAAUUUGCGACAAGAUGUCCGAGAGCUUGGACGCUGACCCGGCCGUCACCACGGGAGCCCCCACCGCCAAACUCACAGACAGUGCUCCGCCCCUCCAGCAGCCCGGAUGCAACUGUUAGUGAGCGGCGAGCCGAAAAGGAGAGCAAGGUCCCCGUAAGGUGGUGUAGAGUGUUGUUCUCCCUCAGCAUUAUCACUCCUGCUAGUGCUGCUUUCUCUGGACUUACAGUUCAAACCCUGUUUAGUAGUAGAGUUACAAAAUGCUGUUAUAUUAUCUCACAACUUUCUCACCUUAUAUCAAGAGCAAAUAACCGGGAAAACAAACAUGGCUAACGUGAAACGUGAAACAUUACAAGAUAUCUAGAAUAUAGAGACACCGUAUUCUCAUUCCUUAGCUAGUGAGUCUGGUUAGAAACAAAAGUAUGUUUGGUAAGGCUGAAAAUAGUCUGUAGUCCUAGUGUAAGUUAAUCCUUAAGAAUUUAAAACAAUAAUUACACAAAAGGGGGAAUAGAGUCAGUGAGUGCUUGAAUAAUUAUUUUAUUUUUUGUACAUUCAUAGGUUUAUUUUGUUUCCUGAACCUGCCAAAUCUAUGAUUUUGUGCACUAGAGGAUGUAGCGGUCUUUUUUCUUUUUUUUGGUGUAAUGAGUGUGUGUGCGUGUGUGUGUGUGUUGUGUGACUUUGAGUGUGGGCUUGCAUGAUGAGUGUGAAGAUUAUGUCUGAUUUACAAAUGAUUGCAACUUUGCCAUCUUCAAAAAAACAAAAAAAACAAAACAAAAACAUCUACCUUGAAAAAAGUGGCCUUUUAGCAUUUCUGACAUGGCCUCUGUAAGUCUCCCCCCCAUCCUGUUACUUUUGGGAAUGAAUCCAGUGCGUGUAACAUUGAUGUGAGCACUCGUCCUCCUCUUGCUGUCAGUAGAUGUGUGAUUUUCCUCUGAUAAGUGUAUCUGUAAAUCUUAAAAAAAAAAAAAGCAACUAUUUCCUUGUGCUCAGCCUGGAAGGCAACCCUUUAUAGUUUGAUGCAACGAGCAUGCUGCCAAAAAGUGGAAAACAAUGUGCUGUUUUUUCUGGAAGAUAGGCCUUACCUGAACCCAACCAUCCUCAAAGCCACCCGACAUACAGCAGACGAUGAGCUCCGGCACGGAAUAAACAGCCAUAUGUUUGAAAAAAAAAAAUACAUUAAAUAACAAAAUAAAAUAAAAGUUAAACUUUUGAGUCAGCAUGCUUAAAUUCAAUGUUUCUGCUGUA